CUUCCUUUCCUUCAGACAGAAACCACCGCCAAGACUUUUCUAAUUUCUAAUUUGAGGAGGAAUAAAAUAAAAUAAAAAACGAGAAAGAACGGCAUUGGUCUUUCUAAUAAUUUCUGCGAUCUUGGAGCUCGAUCUUGGAGAUGGGGAGGGGGCGAGUGGAGCUGAAGAGGAUCGAGAACAAGAUCAACCGACAGGUGACGUUCGCGAAGAGGAGGAGCGGGUUGUUCAAGAAGGCCCACGAGCUGUCGGUGCUCUGCGACGCCGAGGUUGCUCUCGUCGUCUUCUCCAACCGAGGCAGGCUCUACGAGUUCUGCAGCAGCUCCAGCGUGCUUAAAACUAUUGAGACAUACAGAAAAUAUAGUUAUGCUCAAGCAGUUCCAGCAAAUGAGAUACAGCCAAAAAGUUAUGAAGAAUAUUUGGGGCUGAAAGGAAGAGUUGAGAUUCUACAACGUUCACAAAGAAACCUUCUCGGGGAGGACUUGACUCCAUUAAGCACUAAGGAACUUGAGCAACUAGAAAAUCAAGUUGCCAUGUCUCUAAAGCAGAUAAGACUGACAAAGACGCAGUUAAUGCUUGACCAGUUGUGCGAUCUUAAAAGGAAGCAACAUGCCCUGCAGGAAGCCAGUAGAGACUUGGAAAAGAAGUUGCACGAACCCGAUUCGAGAAAUCCCGUGGGAUUUUCAUGGGAAGAUGUGGUGGGUGGCGCGGGGUGAUCAGGCC
Molecule: messenger RNA, 720 nt
Organism: Asparagus officinalis (garden asparagus)
Lineage: Eukaryota; Viridiplantae; Streptophyta; Magnoliopsida; Asparagales; Asparagaceae
Product: agamous-like MADS-box protein AGL9 homolog
Exons: 7
Coding region: 141-713 (190 amino acids)
Biological process (GO): positive regulation of transcription by RNA polymerase II
Cellular component (GO): nucleus
Molecular function (GO): RNA polymerase II cis-regulatory region sequence-specific DNA binding; DNA-binding transcription factor activity, RNA polymerase II-specific; protein dimerization activity
Source: RefSeq, a predicted model, not a curated record